AUGGACGGCCACACUAGCCCCAGGCCACCCUCUGGCCUCACAUCUCCCAGUCUUCGAUCCCGCGCGCAUAGUAUUUCGAGCGAUCGACCGUCUACUGCCAACAUCCAUAGCCUCGCUACACCACCAGCCACGGUAUCCCCGGAACCCGCCUUCAUCGCCGCUUCUGCAGCUGCUCAAAUAGUCACGAAUGAUCACGACAGUCACGCAGACGCUUGGUAUGACCAAAAUGGUAUCGAGCCCUCUGAUUCGCCCGUCUAUGUUUCGGACGGAGCUCUGGAACUGGUAAAUGGUUUCCUAGACCAGCUCCUUUUCAACUUUUUGCAAGUUUCCAGAUCAACAAACCUGUCUACACUCCGCCCAGCUGUUACAGAAAUUCUGAAGCCCAAACUCGCCCGGGAUACAAUCGCCAACGCAGACGAGGAGCUGCGUGAGUAUCUCGGCGGUGCUGAUGAGGAGGACUACGUCCAGCCGCAGGGCUCCACCCCUCGUGGGUGGGAUGUAGAGCUGGUAUGGAAGCGUACACGACUUCGUUGCAUGGUUUACUCGUCCCUCGGCGAUAUGGAAGAGGAAGACGAAGACAUGUAUAUGGAGCAAGAAGAUCUCGAGGUUGGAGUCGACGAGCAAAUUUCCGACGUCAUCUCGCCAGCCGUUGCGAUUUUCCUCACAUCUGUUAUUGAAUACAUGGGCGAGCUUACUUUGACGGUAGCUGGCCAAGCGGCCUAUCACCGCGUGCGCUCUGAUAUCGAAAAGGGCCUCAAGGAUGGCAGCAGACAACCUGGCGACAUGGCUGACCAGAUCAUCGUCGGAGAGGCCGACAUCGAGCGCGUGGCUUUGGACAGAACCCUGGGCCGUCUUUGGCGUGGCUGGAAGAAGCGACUUCGAAGCCCCAUCAACGACACCAUCCCUCGCCCAUUUUCCCACAUUUCCUCGGGGCACUCUCGGCACGGCAGUCUGAAUCGCGACUUUGUGUCACCAAAGUCGCCCACUGUGGACGAGAAUGAUGAGGCCACUGGAGCGCAAGAGCCCGCAGAGGAGACAAUUGUGGAAGACGUACACCCAACCGAUAUCCCGCUACCUAUAGGAGAUCGAGACGUCGACGAAAUCGAAGUUCCUGGUCUUGCCAGCUACUCCGACGAAGAGUCUGAGGCUGACGACGAGGACUUCGUGCCCACAAGGCCCAAGAGCUUCUACGCCAAGUUCCCCGACCUUUUGGAGCUGGCGGCAGCUGGACAGGGGCUUGAUCUCGGUGGCGGUACUCUCAAACCCCGUCAAAGAUCCAACUCUAUGCCGAAUGCUACCCGGCUACGCUUCUUCUCUGGCCAGAUACCUGAAGAGGCCGUGACAACGCAAGAACCCGGCUCUGACAAGGCUGCGACUAAGGGAAGCGAUGCUGAACCCAACGAGGAGCUCGCUUCCGACCUGAGUAAUGACGAUGAGCCUUUAACGGAUCGGACCCGAGGCGCAGUACCAACAGGACUUGGCUUGACUACACCCAAGACUAGGAUCAGGAAGAAGGCCAGUAAGGCUUCUGUUGCUGAUGAUUCUGCUUGGGACUCUGACGGAUCUGAAGAGGUCGCCACAUUCGAAAAAGCCGAGGUUGUCACCUCAUCUAGAGUGUCCGUCGACAGCAGCCCAUCCUCAUCUUCGGGCGAGUCAGCGAAGAAAGGCCAUAAGCGGAGCACGUCCAGCAUGCACUCUGCUCGGAUUAUCGAUGUUCAAGCUCCAAGAAGCCCGGUAUCACUGGAUACCGCUCACCGCCGUUCUCUGAACCUUUCUAGUGCCACUGCUCUUGCUGGUGCCGCGGUUGCAGCUGGCACUGCCGGAGCUAUUCUGGCUACCAAGUCUAACUCGGACUCUGCCCCGGUCGAUAAGAACAUCUCGGCCGCAUCCGUAUCAGCUGCACGAGGUCAGUUUGACCGUGCGAAGCCCACUGUUGGAAAUGCAGCUACUAUUUCCGAGUCCGAGUCCGAGGAGUCGGAUUAUCACAGCGCCCACGGGAAAGACAGUAUGGAAGCCACUGCUCCUGCAGCUGCUCGCGAAAGCGAGGAGACUCGGGGCAAGACGAACCCCAAGUUUCCAAUGAUGCUUGAUGUUGAAAAGGCCACCAGAAACGCACUCGGCAAUCGCGAGCCUCUUUCACCUAGACUCGUCAACACCUCCUAUGACGGCAAGCCUUCGCCCAAUCCGGCACUGGUUCCGGAGACUAGAACGCCUGGCCACUCGCCUAGCCCUAGACAUCUACAUGGAUUCAGGGACAACAAGGCGCCUAACUCGCUGGAAGAACUUCGCAUCGAGGAAGAAGAAGAGUACCCAACCGCCCUGCACUCGAUCGCCCCCCCGCGAGCCAUACACACUUCUGGCUCGUCUGCCUCCUCGGUGACAGGAAAAAUGAAGGUGGUCCGGUCAUCCGAGGACAACUCUUCCACAAGCCGCUCCGAGAGUGUUGCGCGUAACUUCGAAGAGCUCAUCCAGAGCAAUCAAACCAUUACAUAUACGCUGACUCCGGAAAGCAUGCGCCACGCCGAUGCUUCCAAGCGCUCACUUGACAGCCCAGUAGUGACAAAGUUUCCGCGCAGAAGCGAAGAUUCGCGUUCGCCAAACCCGUCACAACAAUCGCCAACAGUGAGUGUUUCACCAUCUACAUUCCGUGGUCAGGGCGUCGACAACCCGACCAUCGUAGAGAAGAAGCCGUCUGGCCCUGUUCCUCGGGCCCCGACCGGCAUUGCUGUAACCACCGGCAGGAUGGGCGGACCACAGGCAAGAGAUGCACGGGUACCGAGCGAGACCACAUCCGACUUUGCGCAGUUUAUCAAGUCAACUGGCCCACCUCCCGAAAACAAACAGGCGCCUGUGCGCCAAUCAAGCGACAAGGCAGGACUUUCUGGGCCCGUACCACGAGCACCCGACUCCGCGCGCCGGGCCUCAACGAUAAGCAACAAGGGGCGCUUCCAGCCGCGUGAUGCCGCCAUCACGAGCAAAAAUGAUACCCGCGACCUCAUCGACUUCAUCCGCCAAGGCCCGCCCAUUGCAGCCAGCAACCACCGUAUUCCCCGCCAUGUUGCCCCUUUCCGGACAACCAUGGACUCGGAUCAGCUGGCUGGUGCUCCCGGUGGUAGAGCUGUGGAUGCGAGCAUCCCAGACCUUCGCUACAGCCAAGCUUCUACAAAUGUCACGGAUCACUCGGUGCAAUCCUCCAUGAACUCGAACUCGGCUCUUCUCAAGGGAAGAGUUGGCAACAGCAAGGUCGCCAACAUGUUUGGCGAGGACGACAUGCCUAUGCCGCAGCGCAAAACACGUCGUGUCCGUGAUCCUUAUGCCAUCGAUUUGAGCGAUGAGGAAGAAGAAGAGGAGGAGGUGAUGCCAGCAGCCAGAGCACCACCUGCGAAGCCCAAGAGGGAAGAGAGCCUGGCAGAAUUUUUGCGCAAUUACGACCCGCCACCGGAGCCAGCUGCCACUAUCCACAAGGUGCCCAAGAAGAAGGCUAGCGCCCCAAGCCUGAUCGGCCGCUUCACUCGUAACAACACCGCCAAGGACACGGCGUCGAUUGCGUCGGUAGAGGGCCGUUCUCUCAGCAGUCGCGCCAGCAAUCGCGGUCACAUUCCCAUCCAGAUCAGUAUGCCGGUCGGCUACGACAAGUAUGGGUCUAUUGAGCCACAGUCAGCUGGGCGUCCACGCAUCUCGUCCGUCUCUGGGCCGUCUGGCCGCGUGCCUAUGAAGAAGUUUGAGCCUCGAGAACCGGCCGCGGGAACGUACAGUAGCGAGACGUCUGACCUAGCUGCUUUCCUGCGAAGUUCUGGUCCUCCGGGCGGCAGCACGGCGCCGGCGGUGCAGCCCAUUCGCACUGAGGAGUCGAGCAGUGGUCUGGGCAGGAUGUUUGGCCGCCGCAAGAGGACGCCGGCAUAA
Molecule: messenger RNA, 3903 nt
Organism: Akanthomyces muscarius
Lineage: Eukaryota; Fungi; Ascomycota; Sordariomycetes; Hypocreales; Cordycipitaceae
Exons: 1
Coding region: 1-3903 (1300 amino acids)
Source: RefSeq, a predicted model, not a curated record